UUCAUUUCAUUUCAUUUCUUUGAAUAUUUCUCCUCCCUCCUCUCUUUAAUAUCUUUUUCUUUCAAACAAUGCAGAAAAUUCAAAACCGUUCGUUUCAUUGAAAAAUUUCCCAAACCCUUCUUUCAAAUCCCUAAUUUUCAUCAACAAUGGGUGCGUACAGAGCCGAUGACGACUACGAUUAUCUCUUCAAGGUUGUUCUCAUCGGUGACUCCGGCGUCGGUAAAUCCAAUCUCUUGUCACGUUUCACAAAAAACGAAUUCAGUUUGGAAUCUAAAUCCACCAUUGGCGUUGAAUUCGCUACAAGGAGUAUUCAUGUUGAUGAUAAGAUUGUAAAGGCGCAAAUUUGGGAUACCGCUGGCCAAGAAAGAUAUCGUGCAAUCACAAGUGCAUAUUACCGAGGAGCUGUUGGUGCAUUGCUUGUGUAUGAUGUUACAAGACAUGUAACUUUUGAAAAUGUGGAGAGAUGGUUAAAGGAACUUCGUGACCACACAGAUGCCAACAUUGUAAUUAUGCUUGUAGGGAACAAAGCUGAUCUUCGUCACUUGCGUGCCGUGUCCACCGAUGAUGCUAAAGCAUUUGCUGAAAGAGAGAACACAUUUUUUAUGGAAACGUCUGCCCUUGAAUCAUUGAAUGUUGACAAUUCUUUCACAGAAGUGCUUACUCAAAUAUAUCGGGUCGUCAGUAGGAAGACUCUUGAGAUUGGAGAUGACCCUGCUGCUUUGCCGAAAGGGCAGACAAUCAAUGUUGGCAGUAGAGAUGAUGUCUCAGCUGUUAAAAAGGUUGGAUGCUGCUCUGCAUAGUUUGACAGAUAAUAGAAAAGAUCUUCACAACAAAUGGUAUAUCUAUCUGCAUGAUUCAACCAAUUCUCAACAUUUUGAGAUCCAUGUGAAAUUUUCUAAUACCUAAGCUUUUUCCUUUUUGUAUUUUUCCUCACAUGUUGUCUUUAUUAUUGUCACUUUUUUUACCAAGUACUGUUUGCUCAUAGGGAUUUAUCAUUUUACCUUUAGAUAUACAAAAUUACUGUUUGUAUUGAAUGAAAGGGAUAUCAUGCUCUUAGAUUGUCUAGUAGUUACAAUACUUGUCACGCUGCUUCUAAUUUUCCUUCCAUUGGAAAAAGAAAAGUUCUAUUGGUAGAGACCAAGUAUAAUUCAAUCCUGAA
Medicago truncatula (barrel medic) is the source of this 1159-nucleotide messenger RNA. RefSeq names its product ras-related protein RABA1f. Gene Ontology annotation, molecular function: GTPase activity; GTP binding. The transcript is spliced from 2 exons. The record is from RefSeq and is a predicted model, not a curated record. The coding region runs from base 147 to 800 and encodes 217 amino acids. NCBI's taxonomy places the organism in Eukaryota, Viridiplantae, Streptophyta, Magnoliopsida, Fabales, Fabaceae.